Daktulosphaira vitifoliae (grape phylloxera) is the source of this 1290-nucleotide messenger RNA. It is a transcript of the gene Ddrgk1, whose product is annotated as DDRGK domain-containing protein 1. The coding region runs from base 350 to 1195 and encodes 281 amino acids. Lineage: Eukaryota; Metazoa; Arthropoda; Insecta; Hemiptera; Phylloxeridae. The record is from RefSeq and is a predicted model, not a curated record. The transcript is spliced from 7 exons.
UUAACGGAGACUUUCCUCUAUUUCUUAUAUUAUUGUUACUCUGAGUGCUUUAAAAAUAUUUCAUAUAAUUUAUACUAAAGAAACGCAAAACUUGUAUACUAAAUGAAAAAGUUAUUACUUAUAAUUAUUACAAAUGCCGACACAGUGUUUUAUAAAUUAUUAUAAUAUUUAAACAAUAAAUUGAAAAUAUAAUACUUUAUAAUCGUAGAAGCAUAUUCCUGAUAAUGUUACUGAUAAAUUCAAAUACGUCUACCAAAAUUGAAGUAUAUUAACGAUUUAUUUGAUUUAAUUUUUGGAGGAAAUUUACACAUUUAACGAUUAUUCAGUUAAUGUUGUUUUGAUUGCUACUAUGGAUCUUAUAAUACUGUUGGUGAUAUUUUCUGCUUCAGUUAUCGUUGGAUUGUUUGGUUUUAUGUUUCACUAUAAAUUUUAUAAAAUUGAAUCUCAAAAAACUACCACAGAUGAAAUACCAGUAAGACAAAGAGUAGGAUUUCAACGUCAAAAUCAUAAUACAGUUCGGCGCAAUGCUAGGAAUAUAAUUGAACCCAGAAAUGAAAAUAUUGAAGAAGAUAAUGAUGAAAUUCCAAUAACUCCAGUUAUUACAGAUCCUAAGCUAGGUGCAAAAAAACGAGCUAAAUUAGAAGCUAAAGCUGAGAAAAAAAUAAAACGUGAAGCAGAUUUACAAGAACGGGAAGAACGUAAAAAAAAGCAAGAAUUAGAAGAAGCUGAAAGAAAAGCUCGUGAAGAUCAUGAACUAAGACAGGAACAGGAACGUUUAGCCUUGGAAAAAAGAUUAGCAGAAGAAAAAGCUAGAAAAGAGCAUCAAGAAUAUUUAAAAUUAAAAGAAAAUUUUGGAAUUGAAGAAGAAGGCUAUGAAGAAACAUUAGAAGAUGAAGGGGCCACAUUAACACAGUUUAUGAAUUAUAUAAAGGAAAACAAAGUGGUUGUACUUGAUGAAUUAGCAUUACAGUUCAAACUAAAAACACAAAUGGCUAUUGAUAGAAUACAAAGUUUAUUAGAUGAUGGUUUAUUAACAGGUGUAAUUGAUGAUAGAGGGAAAUUUAUUUUUAUAUCACAAUCUGAACUGGAUGCUGUAGCUUCAUUUAUAAAAAAACGCGGAAGAGUUUCAUUGACUGAAUUAGCAGAACACAGCAACAACUUAAUUGUCUUAGAUAAACCAAUUAGGGUUGAAUAAAUAUAAAAUAAUAUGUAUAAUCAUUUUGUUAACAUCUGUGUAUAUUGCUUUUAAUAUCAAAUUUACAAAAUAUAAUUUAUAUAUCGUCAUUAUCA